AGUAGCCAGCCCGCGCAGCCUUGUGAAGCAAGCGCGGGUUGUAAGGCCGGCCUGGAUUGGUGGGAGGAAACGCGUUGCUUGCUACCUGCGUGGCGAUUGGCGUUUGCAGAGCCCGUGGGCGGGAUUCUGUCCAGAAUCCCAUAUAGGCGGCACUACCGGUGACUCCCAGGCUCUGAUUGGCCGGAAGGAGGAGCUUUCAUUUUUCGCGCACGAUCCCACUGGUGGGCACGGAUUGGUAGAUUGGCGGCCAGAAGGCGGGGCUUCAAGUUGCUGCGAUUGGUGGAGAAGCCGGGGAGGCGGGACCCGGACGUGAGGUCAGGGGCGCUAUAAAAAGAGCAGUUGGCGCGCAGCAGGAAGCAGCCGUCUGGCAGCUCUUCUGUGUCACGAUGUUCGAGGCACGGCUGGUGCAGGGCUCGGUGCUGAAGCGCGUGCUGGAAGCGCUCAAGGACCUCAUCACCGAGGCCUGCUGGGACCUGGGUUCGGGCGGCAUCAGCCUGCAAAGCAUGGACUCCUCGCACGUCUCACUAGUGCAGCUCACGCUGCGCUCCGAGGGCUUCGACACCUACCGCUGCGACCGUAACAUCGCCAUGGGUGUCAACCUGACCAGCAUGUCCAAAAUCCUGAAAUGCGCUGGCAACGAAGACAUCAUCACGCUGCGGGCAGAAGACAAUGCAGACACCCUGGCCCUGGUGUUCGAGGCCCCAAAUCAAGAAAAGGUCUCUGAUUAUGAGAUGAAACUAAUGGAUUUGGAUGUGGAACAGCUUGGCAUCCCAGAACAAGAAUACAGUUGUGUUGUGAAAAUGCCUUCAGCUGAAUUUGCACGCAUCUGCAGAGAUCUAAGCCAUAUUGGAGAUGCAGUUGUUAUCUCAUGUGCAAAAGAUGGUGUAAAAUUUUCAGCUAAUGGAGAGCUAGGAAGUGGAAACAUCAAACUGUCCCAGACCAGUAAUGUUGAUAAAGAGGAAGAAGCUGUUACAAUAGAGAUGAAUGAGGCAGUCCAGCUGACUUUUGCUUUGAGGUACUUGAACUUCUUUACCAAAGCAACUCCUUUGUCACCUACAGUAACGCUCAGCAUGUCUGCAGAUGUUCCCCUUGUUGUGGAGUACAAGAUUGCUGAUAUGGGACACUUAAAAUACUACCUGGCUCCAAAGAUUGAGGAUCAACAAGAAGGCUCUUAAGUGAUCUCAGACUGAGGAAGUUCUACUGAAAGCUCUUUGAGGAAGAGAACUGACUUUCUGAAAGGGGGGGGA
Molecule: messenger RNA, 1247 nt
Organism: Gavialis gangeticus (Gharial)
Lineage: Eukaryota; Metazoa; Chordata; Crocodylia; Gavialidae
Gene: PCNA
Product: proliferating cell nuclear antigen
Exons: 6
Coding region: 387-1175 (262 amino acids)
Biological process (GO): regulation of DNA replication; leading strand elongation; mismatch repair
Cellular component (GO): PCNA complex
Molecular function (GO): DNA binding; DNA polymerase processivity factor activity
Source: RefSeq, a predicted model, not a curated record